CUAGCGCUUUGUAUUUAAAAGAGUUUUCCUUGUCGUCAGAUUCAGUCUGAUCAAUAAAAUCUUAAGCUUCCAAUCAGUUUCUCAAAUUAACGGAGUAGCAUGGAACGGUGGCAAAAUAAAGUGGCUUUAGUAACAGGAGCGAGUGUCGGUAUUGGAGCAGCGAUUGCCGCGGAUUUAGUAAAAAAUGGUUUUAUUGUAGUCGCGCUAGCUCGACGUGAAGAACGCCUUCGGGAAAAUCAGAGAGCACUCCCGGAAAAUUUACAGUCCCGCUACCACCCCAGAAAAUGUGAUGUUACCAAUGAAGAUCAGGUAAAGGAUAUCUUCGCCUGGAUCGAAAGCAAGUUCGGUGGGACUGAUGUUCUUGUUAACAACGCUGGUGUUGUAGCUUCGGGUGUGGAACUAAUAAGCGUAGAUAAUACCGGCCCCAUCCGAAAUGUUGUGGAGACAAAUAUCAUGAGUGUUAUCUAUUGCGUCCGGGAGGCGUUUAAUUCAAUGAAAAAACGGAACUUCGAUGGCCAUAUUGUGAUCAUUAAUAGCAUCGCUGGGCAUUAUGUUCCCUUCGUACCUUUUGGCUCUUUGAAUAUUUAUCCUCCCUCCAAGCAUGCUGUGACGGCAAUGGUUGAAACAUAUCGUCAGGAAUUUGCGAAUGCUGGGACGAAGGUGAAAGUUACGAGUAUCAGCCCUGGAUUUGUAUUAACCGAAAUAUUGCCGAAUAUGGAAGGUUUUAGAGACGUGGGUAAUCCAAUUUUGAGCCCCGGGGAUGUCUCGAAUGCUGUAUUAUACGUGUUGAGCACACCGCCCCAUGUCCAGGUUCAUGAAUUGACUAUAAGACCUGUGGGAGAAAAAUUGUGAGGAACUAAUGCAUACAUUAAUAUACCGGUGAUGAAGAAAUACCAUGUUGUGCUACAUUUACUUUCAAUUUUUUAUAAAAACGUUUCCCAUUUGUAAUA
This is a messenger RNA of Hermetia illucens (black soldier fly), 950 nucleotides long. RefSeq names its product farnesol dehydrogenase-like. NCBI's taxonomy places the organism in Eukaryota, Metazoa, Arthropoda, Insecta, Diptera, Stratiomyidae. Bases 100 to 852 code for a protein of 250 amino acids. The transcript is spliced from 3 exons. The record is from RefSeq and is a predicted model, not a curated record.